Molecule: messenger RNA, 6326 nt
Organism: Hipposideros armiger (great roundleaf bat)
Lineage: Eukaryota; Metazoa; Chordata; Mammalia; Chiroptera; Hipposideridae
Gene: SLC22A23
Product: solute carrier family 22 member 23
Exons: 11
Coding region: 73-2178 (701 amino acids)
Biological process (GO): transmembrane transport
Cellular component (GO): membrane
Molecular function (GO): transmembrane transporter activity
Source: RefSeq, a predicted model, not a curated record
GCUCUGUCCCGGGCGCCCGCAGGAGCCUCCGCCGCGCUCUAUGCGCCUCUGCGGGCGCCGCGGGCCCGGGCCAUGGCGAUAGACCGGCGGCGCGAGGCGGCGGGCGGCGGGCACGGGCGGCAGCCUCCCCUGGCCGAGGAGAACGGCUCCCUGCCGCCCGGGGACGCGGCGGCCUCGGUGCCCCUCGGGGGACGCGCGGGCUCCAGCAGCGGCGGGGAGAUCCAGCCGCUGCCCGUCCCGCAUCCCGCCGGCGGCGGCCCUCAUUCGAGCUGCUGCUCGGCGGCGGCGGCCCCGAGCCUCCUGUUGCUGGACUACGACGGGUCGGUGCUGCCUUUCCUCGGGGGCCUGGGCGGGGGCUAUCAGAAGACCCUCGUGCUGCUCACCUGGAUCCCAGCGCUGUUCAUCGGCUUCAGCCAGUUCUCAGACUCCUUCCUCUUGGACCAGCCGAACUUCUGGUGCCGCGAGGCCGGCAAAGGCGCCGAGCUAGCCGGGGCCACUGCCACCGGCAGGUGGGGAGCCGGCGACGUGGCCAACUGGACCAGCCCCCCAACCGCCACUUUCUCCACUGCCGCCUGGGAGACCGCGGGCAACCUUAGCAACAUCAGCGGCGAGGACAGGGGCGACACGCCACACUUGCCGUCCCCUCCGGAAAACUGCAACUGCCACGAGUGGGACUAUGGCAUCCGCACAGGCCUCGUCCAAAACGUGGUCAGCAAGUGGGAUCUUGUGUGUGAUAAUGCCUGGAAGGUCCAUAUCGCUAAGUUCUCCUUACUGGUUGGAUUAAUCUUUGGCUACCUAAUAACUGGAUGCAUUGCUGACUGGGUCGGCCGGCGGCCUGUGCUGCUGUGUUCCAUCAUCUUCAUUCUGAUCUUUGGACUGACCGUGGCACUGUCAGUGAAUGUGACAAUGUUCAGCACGCUCAGGUUCUUUGAAGGAUUUUGCCUGGCUGGAAUAAUUCUCACCUUGUAUGCACUACGAAUAGAGCUGUGCCCCCCUGGAAAACGGUUCAUGAUCACGAUGGUGGCGAGCUUCGUGGCCAUGGCGGGGCAAUUCCUCAUGCCCGGGCUGGCCGCCCUGUGCCGGGACUGGCAGGUCCUGCAGGCCCUCAUCAUCUGCCCCUUCCUGCUCAUGCUGCUCUAUUGGUCGGUAUUCCCCGAGUCCCUCCGGUGGUUAAUGGCUACCCAGCAGUUUGAAUCUGCAAAGAAGCUGAUCCUCCACUUCACACAGAAGAACUGCAUGAACCCUGAGACUGACAUCAAAGGCGUGAUGCCAGAGCUGGAGAAAGAGCUUUCCAGGAGACCCAAGAAGGUCUGUAUCGUGAAAGUGGUGGGCACCCGGAACCUGUGGAAGAACAUCGUGGUCCUGUGUGUGAACUCGCUGACAGGAUACGGGAUCCACCAUUGCUUCGCAAGGAGCAUGAUGGGCCACGAGGUUAAGGUGCCACUGCUGGAAAACUUCUACGCUGACUACUAUACCACGGCCGGCAUUGCCCUGGCAUCCUGCCUGGCCAUGUGCGUGGUGGUCAGGUUCCUGGGGCGGCGAGGAGGGCUGCUGUUCUUCAUGAUCCUCACUGCCCUCGCCUCCCUCCUGCAGCUCGGGCUCCUCAACCUGAUUGGAAAAUACAGCCAGCAUCCAGACUCAGAGUUGCAGCUGAAGUUGGCCGUAGGUAUGAGUGACAGCGUCAAGGACAAAUUCUCCAUCACGUUUUCCAUUGUGGGCAUGUUUGCCUCCCAUGCGGUGGGAAGCCUCAGUGUGUUCUUCUGUGCAGAGAUCACCCCCACAGUAAUAAGGUGCGGCGGGCUGGGACUGGUGCUGGCCAGCGCGGGCUUCGGCAUGCUGACGGCACCCAUCAUCGACCUGCACAACCAGAAAGGCUACUUCCUGCACCACAUCAUCUUCGCCUGCUGCACGCUCAUCUGCAUCAUCUGCAUCCUCCUGCUGCCUGAGAGCCGGAACCAGAACCUGCCCGAGAACAUCUCCAACGGGGAGCACUACACGCGGCAGCCGCUCCUGCCGCACAAGAAGGGGGAGCAGCCCCUCCUGCUCACCAAUGCCGAGCUCAAGGACUACUCCGGCCUCCACGACGUGGCCGCUGCCUCCACUGCGGGGGACGGGCUGCCUGACAAUGCCAGGGCCAACGGCAUGAAGUCCUGUAGCUCUGGGCACGGCCUGCCCUGAAGGGGGCGCUGUGGGUUCCUAGAUUCAGGGGCUGUUUGGGCACAGGUUUACAGACAAGGACCUACACGUGGCUGGGACAAGAAAACCCAACUCUGACGCCGCGGAAUCGUGAGACUUUCAACUGGUGUGGGGAAAUUCUGUCUUUCCAAAACUCUAAGGAUUGUGGGUUUGAGGAAGCAAACUCUUUGAAAAUAACCCUUCAAAAACUUUCUUUUCUGCCAUUAAAUGUUUCUAUUUAUUUUGGUCAUUUUUACGAGAAGCACUUUAUUCCCUUUCCUCCACCUCCUUCAGAAGAGGGAGCCAGCUUCCCGAGGAGGAAGACGCUGUAAGUAACCAAGCACAGCGGCCAGCCGGCUCCCUGCAGGUCAGCCGGCCACUCUCACACUCUCACCCACAGUCCCUCAGAGCAACCAGAUGUCACCUGUGCCGGCCAGAGCUGCGUCCCAAGGCUGCCUGCCUGUGUACAGAGACCCAGCCCAUCAUGGAGCAGUUCCAUGACUGCAGUUUAGACAGAGUGAAAUGUAAAUGAUUAGGUUUUUGCUAGAGUCUGUGUAUGGUUUGUAAAGGUUUUUCUCUAUUUGUAAGGUCAAAGCUUCUGUUCCAUGUGUUGGGGGAAAGCUGAUCACAAACACCAUUAAAACCAGCUUAGUCUUUCUUUCGAGACCAUCCUUCUGUACUUGAUGCUAGAAGCUCUUUAGCAUAAAGCUUAAACAUUUCAGCCCAAAUCUCAAAUAAUUAGUGGUAGUGUCACCAGUUUUCUGACACAAGUUUGCCUAGUUAAGAUCACAACUAGCAAAUGUAUUGAGGUCUGAGACAUGUUAACGUUAUUAAUAUUCCUUUGCAGAUUUAGCUGCAGCAGAAAAGUUCCCUCUUCCACAGUACACAUGGCUACUUUCUGGACUAAAACCAAUAAGAAAAGAACUGAAAUAGAUGACUAAGUCAAACCCACAGAAGUAAGGGGUGCUCUCCCAAAUAUGGCCCGUCACCCACAUCUCGAGCACACACCAUGUAGAAAUCACCAGCUUGGAUGACUCUCAGCUCUCACUGACUUCACACUGAGGGACUGCAAAGCCUGUGGGAGACAGUCCCCCUCAUGCCUGCCUUUGCCUACUUCCUGUCACUUUUGUCAGCACAGAGGUGGGGCUUAGGGCAAGGAGUGGGGUUCUCACAGGUUAGUCCUCCAGCCUCUUAAAGCAUCAAGACCAAUUGAGAGAAAGCAAUAACUCACCAAAGUUUAACUCUUACCCCCAUUCCCAAUAUCCAAGGGUUUUCAUUGUGUUCUUCAUUUUAUUCCACACAGUAAAGGCUUCCUCUUGCCUUUUCACAUCAGGUUUUCUCCACCUGUCUGAGGCGUGUUUCAGAGGAAACUUGGAGGGCCUCCUCAAGGAAUCCCAGAGGGCCACUAAGAAACAAGCUUCAUUGGCACAGGCAGGCGCCACCGUGUAGCAACAUAGGCAUCUGAUAUUUUGGACAGCCUAGGUUCCUUCUAGGAUUGUCCACCUCCCACUUUGUGACAUGUACUUUGCCAUGGGCUGUGUUCUUCCAGGGAAAUCGUAGUCUCGGGUCUGUGUGACCUCCAGCUGACGGUUACUGGAACUCAAAGGGCCUAAAAACAGGUUGACUCAAGUUCCCUUUCUCCCCUUCUGCUUUCUACUUGUUCUGCUUGUCUCCACCCACUACUCUCCUCCAAAUCUGGUAGACAUCAACAGAAGCCUGCUGACUUGAUAAAAACAUUGUGAGGUGAAUAUGCUUGCAGGCAUGUGUGAUUCCAGUGAGUAAAGCACACUUUCUGUCUCUACAGCGGGGCCUGGGGUGCCCAGCCUCGUCCAAGGGCCGGCUGCCCAGGAAGGCAAGACAUCUGGCCAGUGUCCCCAGUUCCACCUGCCCCAAGCCCAGCUCAUCUUGUCUUCUGUCAUCUAAGUCACUUUUGUUCCAUGUUUCAAUGUUAGUCACAUUCACCUUACUUUAAAAAGGCCUUUACAAAUGUGCAGCCUUCGCGUGCCAAACUUGUGAAAUACCUUUUGCCUUCUUUAGAGUACUUGGUAGAAAGCCACCUGGCAGCAAGACCCAUUAAGUCCAGGACAUGACACAGGCAGCGGCCAAGCCAUUGGGCAGUUGGGGAAGGUGGGACGGAGCCAGUGAGGUCCUGGGCCCGCACCUGGCCAGGUACUUGUCUGCAUCCAUCACCCCAGCACUAGGACAUCUUACAGUCCCUUUACUGUACUACAGAAGGACUUGUGAGACCUUCUUUAAGAAACAUUGAAGGUGUGGCGUGCUGCUGGUAGUUAGGAAGACAGAGGCGAGGAACAGCACUUACAAACUCCUGCUCCCAAGUCUCUAAUCUCCAUCUUAAAUGACAAUAAAAAUACUGGUCCAAUGGAGACAGCAGUGUCACUUCAGCAAUCAGGACUAACUCCCGGAUGACCAGAAGAGAAGCCAGCUGUGAGGACUGGGUUCUUGGGACCAAGGUCUAGCAGAUGUGAACGAGGUUGACUUGCUGACAUUUUAUAGGUGACAUCUCUGGGCCAAGAGGUCUCACGGCUCUGCUUUCCCGGCAGCCUCAGGACUAGGCGGAACUCCCAUUCUGUUACUAGCUCACCUUGAGGAUAGCUGAAGCUCUUGAGGAACACCUUUAUGAAAUGUAGCCAAAGCAGAAAAGCUUCUCUGUGGGCUGAACCCCAUGAAAUCCUACACCAAGUGGGCAAGGCAGCAGGGGCCCACCAGAGCAUGACACAUGUUCGGUUCUGCCUUGCUCUGCGUGGGAGGGGUCUGCGGCCACCAGUGACCUAGCACCUGCUGGUCAUGCUUGGACUCCUCAGUCCUGUUUCCUUCAUGGUCAGGAGGGAAGUACUUCUCAGGCACCUGCCGUUUCCCGUCUGACCUCCCUACCACCUCCACCCCCGCUGUCCGGGGCAACAGUCCCAGGUAUGUGCUGCAGCUACUCUCCUCCACCAGCCACUCCUGCAUCUUGCUGUCCCAUCAGGGAGCUGUGAUACCUUUUCAAUAAAAGUUACGCACAAAUGUGAACACCUACGACAGGGCUGGAGAGCUCAUUUGUUCUUUUCCAGCAGUUAGUAAUAACUCUUCUCAAAUACCCUAUAUACUAGCACCCAAGACAAAUAAGAAAAAGUUUUAAAUGUUUUGUUUUCUAAAGUAUAAUCACUUGCAACUAGAGGAAAGGGGCUGGUAAGUUGUUUUGAUUACAACAGGAAGCAAACAUAAACCUUGUAAAGGAAGUAUUGCACUCAAACAUUACCACUUCCUAGAGCCAAACAAGAAAUGACUGAAGUGCCAUUAAAUGAACUGUGUGACCAUCACAUCGCCCAGCCCCUCGGUGGCACACGUGCUGGGGCAGGCCUACACUUCAACCCUUUCCUUUAAAGGACACCUCACUUUAAUGUAUUGUUUUGGAAAAGCAGCACAGUGUGUUAUGUCUAGUGGGAAUACUUCCCUCCCCCUGUCUCUCUACAGCCCCAACAUUUGAGGUGUCUAGUAAGAACCGUGUUACUAUACAUGUCACCUGGGAUCGCUCUGGAGGUGCUCACUCAUAGCACAAGCAUAAAUAGAGUUCUGAAUUGUCGUUCAAAGCUAAUGUCUGCAUGAUGUCGCAUCUGUUGUACCUUUGGGGAAAAUUUGUGUGUAAAUGUACAGAAAUAAAAAUGUUGCCCCAUUAACAAAUUUCCUCUGCAAUGUCUUCCCUACCUCAUCUGAUGGUAUCCAAUGAAGGGCAUUUCACGACCAUUGACUACAAGUAAUAAAAACUGUUUAUUCAGCUCUUGCUGCGUCCCUACUUUGGCGCCUCUGUAAACCGAGUCUCCGCUCAGCCUGGGAAUGAUGGAUGGUCUCGCAUCUGAUUGCACAGUCCUAGUCUUAAAGGCAGGCAGAGGCAGACAUAGGAUUAAACAUACACUGUUUAUUUAGUGCCCUUCUCAGCCCCCUGAGAAAUGGGCCAUCAGUAAGUUUAAGAGUUCUUUUCUCUUGUAUAUUGAUGUCCUGCUAAUCCAUGGCCCGCAAGUUCCUAGAGAGGUCAAGAAAUUAUUAUCUUACACUGUGACUCUGUGAGGAAAGACUGAUAACCCAAAAUGCUCUUCUUUAAUGUAGUAUUUUUUAACAAGAAAAUGUUUCUCUAAUAAAGCAUUUAUACCAAA